AAUAGUAUCCGCUAAGCGCUUCGAAGCUCCGGAGCUGCGACAGCGUUAGCUGCCAGGUAGAGCUGGUGUUGACCAAGAGGGCAGUGGAUGCUUGGCAACCUUGGGCGGGGGGCGGCCCCGAUGCAGGAGGAGGUACACGAGAGCCCCUUGGGCUUGGGCUCUGGGAUUCCUGGGAGGGAUUUGGUUCCUCCUGACUAUCCGUAUGGGAGGCUUCGUCUGUGGGAGGGAGGGGAGAAAAAGCAGCCGCUCCUUCCUCGAAGAUAAAAGGAUAAAGAAAGGCCGGCAUCAUACUCCUCCUCCAGCGCCUCGGACCCCUGCGGCGCUGAGCGGGUUUAAAAAAAAAAAAAACCUAAAUGCGCAUGCGCAGUCGUGGCUCGCUCCUCACGUUUUGUGCGGCAACUUGCGCCUCACAUCCCCAGAGAGGCUAACCCCGGGGACCCUCUUCGCUCCCCCUUUCCCCCACUCGCCGAGCAAUGAAGCCAGGGCCGGAGCCAGGGCCGGAGCCGGCAGAGCCGGGGCUGCGAUUGGGGAAGACGGCGGUGGAGGAGACGCCGCCACCCGCUGAUCCAUUUCUGAAGAAAAUGGCAGCAGCCUUUACUGAUUCGAUCCUGAGAAGAGGAGUGGAUAAUCGGUAUCUGGUUUUGAAGGUCAGCACCAUACAGAGUGAAGGAAGCCAGGAGAAACAUCUCAUCAUAACAGCUUCUCAGUCCCUGGAAGAUCAAGAGCUGUGCAUCCUGAGGAACGAGUGGGAUGACCUUUCAAUAGAGCCAGGAGACAUCAUUCAUUUGGAAGGAGAAUACAAAGCAGAUUCUUGGAUAAUAGAUAAAGAUUUUGGAUAUUUGAUUCUCUACCCAGAUAUGCUGAUUUCUGGUACAAGUGUAGCAAAUAGCCUUCGUUGUAUGAGAAGAGCAGUUUUGAGUGAAAAUUUUCGGAGCUGUGAUUCCAGUUCACACCAAAUGCUCAUCGGCACAGUCCUUCAUGAAAUAUUCCAGAAAGCAAUAAAUGAUUGUUUUGCUCAAGAAAAACUCCAAGAACUUGCUCUACAGACUAUUCAAGAAAUAAAACACCUAAAGGAAAUGUACCAUUUAAAUCUGAAACAAGAUGUAUUUAAGCAAGAAAUAGAAGACUAUCUUCCGUCAUUUUCUAAAUGGGCUGAAGAAUUCAUGCAUGAGCCCACUUCAGCCGAUCUCCCCACGAUGCAGCAAACGUUAUUAAGUGAUAGAAACAAGAAUGAAUCGCCCUGUCGAAUUCAAGUAACAGAAGCUCUGGACAUUGAGGAGAACAUUUGGUCUCCAAGGUUUGGCCUGAAGGGCAAGAUUGAUGUCACGGUCAAUGUGAAAAUACAUCGUGGAUCUAAAGCUACGAGUAGAAUAAUGCCAUUGGAGCUUAAAACCGGCAAGGAGUCUAACUCCAUUGAACAUAGAAGCCAGGUUAUUCUCUAUACACUACUAAGCCAAGAAAGAAGGGCUGAUCCAGAAGCUGGAUUGCUUCUCUACCUCCGGACUGCUAAUAUGUACCCAGUGCCUGCCAGCCGUCUUGAUAGGAGAGAGUUAAUAAAGCUAAGAAACCAGUUGGCAUUCUACCUGUCCCACAGUGUCACAAAAUCCAUUGCGGAAAAGGAGCAAACUCAGCUUACACCAUUGCCCCCAGUCAUUAAUGAUAGUUUUGCCUGUAAAUACUGCUCACAAACGUACAACUGUGCUCUUUAUAGCAGAGCAGUUGAACAACCAAUGGACAAGAGCUUAACGCCAUGUGCCACAUUGCCUAAAAUAGAAAAGAUUACCCAGCACUUGAAAUAUUCCCAUCUUCAGUAUUUCAGCCUUUGGUAUCUCAUGCUAACCCUGGAGUCCCAAUCAAAAGACACCAGGAAGAGCCAUAGAAACAUAUGGUUAAUGUCAGCUGCAGAAAGAGAGAAGGCUGGAGACUGCAUUGGAAGUCUGAUUAGAACAGAAGAUGUACAGACUGUUUGUAAUGGACAAUAUUUACAUUCUUUUCAGCAUAAAAAUGGCACAAUACCUAAUACAAACCUAAUGACAGGAGACAGAGUCAUGCUAAGUGGAGAAGAAAGAAGGUUACUGGCUUUGAGUAGUGGCUAUGUGAAGGCGAUCACCAGGACAACAAUCACUUGUUUGCUAGACAGGAAUUUAUCAAAAUUGCCUCGAGAAACUUUGUUUAGAUUAGACCAUGAAGAAAGAAUUGGUGGUAUUGAAACUCCACUAGGAAACCUUUCUAAACUGAUGGAAAACACCCCUGUCAGUGAAAAGCUUCGAGAUUUAAUAAUUGACUUCCGUGAGCCACAAUUUAUACAGUAUCUGAGUUCUGUGCUUCCGCAUGAAGCAAAGGAUACCGUUGCCAACAUUUUAAAAGGCUUGAAUAAACCCCAGAGGCAAGCAAUGAAAAAAGUACUUCUUUCAAAAGACUACACACUUAUUGUCGGUAUGCCUGGAACUGGAAAAACCACGACAAUAUGUGCCCUUGUAAGAAUCCUCUAUGCCUGUGGCUUCAGUGUUUUGUUGACCAGUUACACUCAUUCGGCUGUUGAUAAUAUUCUUUUGAAGUUAAUGAAAUUUAAAGUAGGAUUUUUGCGUUUGGGCCAAACUCAGAAGGUUCACCCCAACAUCCAGAAAUUUACAGAGGAAGAAAUUUUCAGAGAAAAAUCUAUUAAGUCCUUAACUAGUCUGGAGGAGCUCUAUAACAGUCAACCUAUAGUUGCAACAACAUGUAUGGCAAUAAACCAUCCAAUUUUUUCCCGGAAACGAUUUGAUUUUUGUAUCGUGGACGAAGCUUCCCAGAUUAGCCAACCAGUUUGUCUGGGUCCACUCUUCUUUUCAUCUAAGUUUGUACUGGUAGGAGACCAUCUGCAGCUUCCUCCCCUUGUGCUGAAUAGCGAAGCAAGAGGUCUUGGCAUGAGUGAAAGUUUAUUCAAGAGGCUGGAGCAGAAACAGAAUGCAGUUGUUCAGUUAACUGUGCAGUAUAGAAUGAACAGUAUAAUUAUGUCCUUAAGUAAUAAUCUAGUGUAUGAAGGAAAACUCGAGUGUGGAUCAGAUAAAGUUGCUAAUGCCAUAGUCACCCUACCCUUCCUGAAAAAUGUCAUGCUGGAUCUCCAAGCUCAUACAGAUAAUUUUGAAACUUCUUGGCUGAAGGGGACAUUCGAACCAAAGAAUCCUGUCUGUUUUCUUAACACAGAAAAGAUUCCCGCGCCAGAGAAGGCUGAAAAGGGUGGUGUGAGUAACAUAAUAGAAGCCAAGUUAAUAGUUUUCCUGGCCUCAAUUUUUAUAAAGGCAGGUUGUAAUCCCUUAGAUAUUGGCAUCAUCGCUCCAUACAGACAACAACUAAAGAUCAUCACUAAUUUACUGAACCAUUCUUCUGUCAAUACAGUAGAGGUUAAUACAGUGGACAAAUAUCAAGGAAGAGAUAAAAGUAUCAUUCUAGUAUCUUUUGUUAGAAGUAAUAAAGAUGGAAACCUUGGUGAGCUUUUAAAGGAUUGGAGGCGCCUUAAUGUUGCCAUCACAAGAGCCAAACACAAGCUGGUGUUGCUGGGCUGUGUGCCUUCACUGAGCCAAUACCCUCCUUUGGAGAAGCUGCUUCAUUACCUACAUUCUGAAGACAAGAUUUUCAAUCUUCCUUUGGGAGCACAUGAAAGUAUUUGUCAAUAUAAUGUCUGA
Messenger RNA from Gracilinanus agilis (Agile Gracile Mouse Opossum), 3665 nucleotides. It is a transcript of the gene DNA2, whose product is annotated as DNA replication helicase/nuclease 2. The record is from RefSeq and is a predicted model, not a curated record. Gene Ontology annotation, biological process: replication fork reversal. The coding region runs from base 474 to 3665 and encodes 1063 amino acids. Gene Ontology annotation, cellular component: cytoplasm. NCBI's taxonomy places the organism in Eukaryota, Metazoa, Chordata, Mammalia, Didelphimorphia, Didelphidae. Gene Ontology annotation, molecular function: 5'-flap endonuclease activity; single-stranded DNA helicase activity. The transcript is spliced from 21 exons.